AUGGCGGCGGGCUGGCUCCCUGGGCUCCUCGCCGCUGGGGCGCUCCUCGGCGGCCCGGCGGCGGCGCUGCGGCCCGGCGGGCCGCCGGCGCCCCCGCGCGUGGCCGUGCUCGUGGCGGGCACCCCCGACCGCAUGCUGCUCGCGCCGCUGGUCGAGAACGUCAUCACCAGGAGGGCGAAGCUCUCUCUCUUCCUCGCCGUCGCCCCCUACGCGGCCCGUGGCUACGGGCUCGACCUCUUCCUGUCGCUGCGUCACGCGGGCCGCUUCGUGGUCGACCCCAGGCUCGCGGGCCUGCGGGAGACGCGCCACGGCUUCGAGGCGGGCCUCCUGAAGGCCAGCUGCCGCCUCGCGGCGGCGGCCGGCGCCACCACGUGCCAGGGCGGCGUGGAGCCCGACGGGCUGGAGCUGACGGAGCGGGUCAACGACAGUGCGCACCGGCGGAUGAUCAUCGAGUACAGCCCGUUGCGGACGCUGGCCGGGGUGUCCCUGCUCCGGAGGUGGCGGUCGCUGAGCAGCAUGUGGCAGCAGGCCAAGGCCCUGGAGGAGAGCGAGGGCUUCUUGUACGCCGAGGUCGUCAACGUUCGCGACGACAGCUAUUGGAUUGCCCCUCACAGCCCCUCGGUCGCGGACUUCCUGGAGGACCCCAAGAUGAUCAAGGUGAUCCCCUGCAUGGAUUUCCACGGCAUCAACGACAAGGUGGUGCACAUGGGCAGGGAUGCCGCCGACGUGAUGAUGGGCGCUUAUGAGGCGUGGAUGCAGGGCAGCGAGGCGAUCCUGGCCAACACCCGCAACGCGGAGGAGUUUUGGUACAGGAUGGCCGUCUCCCGCGGCCUGAGCAUCCAGACGCAGACAACGCCGCAGGCCUUGGCCGCGUUCACGGACGUGGGCCUCCCCUGCUUCCGGAAGCAGAAAAGCCACACCUGGCUCCGCGAGCAGUUUGGCGAAGAGGCCCUGGGCCUAGGCGCCUGCUUCGGCGACGGCGACGCCAACGGCGCCAUGGCAGAGCUGUUUUACGCGUUCAACUGCGACGACAUGAACCCGGUCUUCUACAGCCAGAUCUCUGCUCUGAGCGCAGGGGUACUCCACAGCGCCAUCAAGCAGCUGGCGCGGCAGGACAGGAACCCGGUCAUCGUCACCUUCGCGGACUCCGAGGCGGGACCCCUGGUGCAGAACAUGGUGUUCAGCCUCCGUGCCGCGGGCGAGCGGUCAGGCGUCCUCGUCGUUGGUGUUGCUCCCGGUGCGUGCAGGUCCGUGGACGCCGACGGACUGCCAAAUGUCGCUUGCGUCGUCGUGCCGCCAGUGGCACAGACGGACGACGACGACGAGAGGCCCGUGGAGGCGAUCGACAGCGAGACGGUGGACGCGCGGGAAUCGGCCAUUCAUCGGCAUGCGGUGCUCACGACCGUCGUGGCCAGUGGGCUGACUCAGGGCGUGCUGUACUGCGAGCCGAGCGUUGUCGUCCUGCGGCCGCUGGUGGCAGCGUUCCGCGACCGCCUGGGCACUGGUCGUAUUCAGGCCGUCUUUGCAUUGGACGGUGCACAGCCCCAAGGCCAGUUUGCUCACGCCGGCGCGCCUGGCAGCAGCGCGGCCGACGCCGACGGUGACCGCGACCUCGACAUCGACACUGGUUUGUUCUACGUGGCGGAUUCCGCCGGCUCCACGGACCUCAUGCUGAGGACCUGGAUGCUGCUUGCGGAGUCCGCUGGCGAGGGGCGCGCGGCCGUUCACAAGUGGGCGCUGCUCGAGGCGAUUCGCGCGGCGCCGUGGGUGAAAGUCGCCAGCGUACCUCGCGAGGAGUUCGCCAAUGGCAACGCCUUCUGGGGUCACCGCGGCGCUUUGCAGACCGAUCGGCUACGAGCCGUCCAUGUGAAUUGGAUGGAUCCGCAACUAAGGCUCGAGUGCAUGGCGCGCGCCAGGCUGCUGGCACCUGCCCCUGGCACGGGUGCCCGCGCGGGUGGGCCUUGGUGGAGCGACGCUGGGGACAUCGCCACGUUUGACGACGGAGACUCGCUGCGCGUGAGUUCUUGCAGCGAUGGCAUCGCUGGCGAUUCUUAUUCGACCCACGCGUGA
Molecule: messenger RNA, 2070 nt
Organism: Prorocentrum cordatum
Lineage: Eukaryota; Dinophyceae; Prorocentrales; Prorocentraceae
Source: the annotation of a GenBank genome assembly